CUUUUCAGGCCGAAACCCGAUCUGCCCCGUGAGCUGAACGACUUUCUCACCGACGUGCAGGAACAUCAGCGCGACUUUGCCUUCAUCAGGAAUGCGGCCCGCAACCAGCACAAGUACGAAAAGAGCUUCGAGGAGAGCCACGAUCUGCUGGGCGAAGACAUCGGCAACCAGCUGACCAUCAAUCCGGACUACAACCGGAAAGUCGAGCUGGAUCAAGUGCGUCCGCCCUAUGCAGGAGUCGAUAACAGCAUUUACGCCGGCUUCGAAGCGCCCCAGAAGUUCAAGUAUUUGUACCCUGAGAAGCGGUACAGCAAGUUCGUCCGCAGCCCCAUUCGGCUGAGACGAGAGCUGGAGGACAGUUUCUUAACCGGCCCGGUCCAGGCCGAUUCCAAUGGCGAUUAUGGGAGCGUUCAACGGCCCGAACCCAAGCUACCAGCCAAUCAGCUGAGGGCCGACCAGAACCGGUACCACACGGGGUUCCUGGUGGGCGUGGAAGACCGGAGCGAUCAGAAGGAUCAUCCGGACGCGCAGCGCAAGCGGGAAGUGGAGAUCAGCAUCAAAAGCGACGGCAAACUGAUAAAGCGCAUAGAAGAAACGGAGGAUGCGCCCAAGACCAUCCUACUCAACAUUAAGGCCAGCAACCCGAGCAACUUGAACCAGGCCGAGGCCAGUCUGCAGCCAACCAGUUCAUCGGAAGCUGCCCCCACACAGGAGAAGUUGGGGACUAACAGCGACUCGAUCCCCAGCCCCAACCAGAACAAAGACAUCGGAGUUCCGAUAAACGCGAUUCCUGCAGUCAACGGCCUCAACGCGCACAGCAAAGCCAUCGCGUCCGCCUCUUUGCUGUCCAAGGAGGACGCCAACAGGAUUUCCAACUCCCCAGUCGUCAGUGAGCCGGAAAAGGAGCCCCUGAACCUGCCCGAAGUGGAAAAAGCUGAGGACUUCAAGACGAAGUUCGAGCCGUAUGGCAGAGCUGAUGGCUGGUCGGCCGACAAUCUCCACAUGGCGAAGAGCAUCGAUCUGGCGCAGGGCAACAUCAACGGCAACUUUGAAGCCCCCAAAGACAAGCCGAGUUUGGAUUUCGGCCUGAACGAUGAGAAGAAACAGGAGUUUGACAAGGUUCAGGGCCUGCUGGUGGACGCCAGCAGCAAUCCCAAGCCAAAGGAGAAGCGCAAACGGCGCUUUGAGGACGUGUGGGGGCCGCCUCAAAUGUACGAGGUGCACGAGCGAUCCACCAAAGAUAUUUUGGUGGUUCCCAUUGGCACGACCGAGUGUCCGAAGGCGCGCCAAGAGGAAGAAGCGGAGGAAAUUGGCGACGCCAUCGCCAAGCAGAUAAUCAAGGAGGAGGAGGAAGAGAACAAUGUAGGCGUUACACCGGCAGAAGAGGAAGACUUCGAAAUAGUGCGCCACCCUAAAGCCACAACCGAAUGCGUCGAUUGCCGCGAAACGCCCCCAGAAGAGGAAGUCAUCAUCCAUGAAAAUCAUCAUCGCGGCCGAAGACGGUCUGGACGCAAAAGAAGCCGCAAGCACCACAACCAUCACAGACCCGACGCAAAUCACAAAAAGAAAAAAGCGCACCAUCACCAGAAGAAACAGCGAACCGAAAGAGAGUCUUUGGGCGACUACUACGACGUUAACCUGCGCUAUGGCGGUCCGGAGGAUGCCUUUGACUACCUGCCGUCCUACAAGCGAAGAAGUCUAAAGUCUUGGGCGUAUGAGUUCGAUCCGCACCUCAUUCCCGACGUGGGCAAUAAAGAGGAGGAAGCUGCCCAGAGGAGCAACAAUGUCAGGACGCAAGGCGUUAAGAAGAAUGCGAGCAAUCGGAAAAAGUGCAAAUCCGAUGGCGACUACUCGGACGAAGAAGAUUCAAUGACAGUCAGCCCUCCAAAGCGCCUUCCCAUAAAAAAGACCCAAAAUCGACUGGCCUUCGACUCAGCCACGACAACUGAAGACAAUGACGACGACUAUGACUAUUCCGAUUUGACUGACAUAGAAGACGAAGACGAGGACAUCGCCUACGAAGAAGUCCGAGGCGAUAAUCUGGAGAUGGAGGACGCAGUGGAGAACAGCAGCAGAAACGAGCACGAGAACGAUAAAUUGAGGGAGAACCUCCAGAGGGAGUUGAAGCCUUUGCUGGCGCAGCUGGAAGCCUCCACAGCGGGCACGGAGCAAAGUGUCUCAUCGGGGGACGUCGGCGACAUGCUACUGGAAGCCCAUCGAGUUCUAGCAAACGCGCACGGCCAUGGAGCGUCCCGAAAGAAGUCGGACAAACGGCAACGGAAACCCAAUCACAUUGGUGAAGAAAGUGCCACGGCCAGAAAAAGACGCAAAAGACGACACUCGAAGCACCUGCACAAGCACCCCACUGGUAAAGAGGUCGAUGAAAAACGACUAAACUCCGCAGUGGCAAAGCGCAGCCCAGCUGCAGCACCUCUGCAAGAAAAGCCGUUGACCCCCGAGCAGAAGCAGGAGAUCUUCCUGCGAUACAAUCCAGAGUUCCAGCGUUGGCCCCGGUUCAUCCAGAACGACAACCAGUACCAGGCGUUAAUGAGAAAACGGGCUCUUGACAACCAACGACGUCACUUUAGGACUGUGAGGAAUGGCAACAAUUUCCCCAUCUCCAACGAGUAUUUUCUCGACAGUCGACCCGAGUUUGUUAAAAGGCAGGAACCGUCCACUGCUGAAGCCGAAGCUGCAGCGGCCAGUGAAAUCAGCACGGAAGCGGACGCGUCCUCUGAAACGGCCAGUGCAGCUGAAGCUGCAGAUGCCACCGCUCCGAGUGCUGCAGCUGAGGAGCUGUCCACUGCGGCGGCAGAUGCCGCUGCUGCUGCAUCUGCAACUAGUGCUGCAAUGGAAUCAGAAUCGACUUCAACAGCCAACCAGCUGCAGAUGGCAGUACAAGCGACAGCCACGCUGCCUGAAUCGGCGCGAAACAUCCUGCAGACCGCCAACUCGGAUAUUUUCGAGAACACCACAGUGCCGGGGAUCGGAGCUUUUGGGGAAACGAAUUUCUCCCCUGCUCAGACCGUCCAGCCUUCCACGGAGUUCCAGUUCACCACCAAAGUGGAGGAUUUGACCACAAAUACUCAAUGCGAAAAUGUGACUCAGAAGCGCGUAGAAUCCUGCGAUGAGGAGAGCGCCAAACACAGCCCCAGUCCCAUUACCAGUGUGCUUCCCCUGCUGCCCGAUGCUGCUUCAGAGAUGGCGCCCAAUAUGACCAAGGAUCAGUUUCUGGACCUGGACGAGAUCCUGGUGGGAGUUCUGCCCAGAACCAUAGUGGCGGAGUCCUUGGCCAAUGCGCAUGGGAGUGUAAGAAUGGGACUCAGAGCAGGCCGAUUCAACAUGAACAUGCUGCUUUCGGGGUUCAACAACAGCGCCGAGACCAGCUUGAUUUUGAGCGAAAUGACCAAUCUGCUGAAGAAACUGAAAUAUCGCUCCACCUGCCAGAUUUUGCCAGCCAAUUUGAAGACGUACGUGAAGAUUUUGACGAAAAACGAAAUGGACGAUCCGAUGAUGAAGCUGAAGGAAAUGAACGAAAUCGAUUUCGAUGAACACCAAAGCAACUAUGUGUUCCACACCGGGCAAAACGACAAUAUUCAGGAAAAAGCGGGCGUGCUGAAGGAACUGUUGAAUAAAUACGACAACCUGCCGGCCGAUUGUAAAGAACGAGCGGAACCGGUUAAGGAGUACAUUGAAACGCACUUGGCCAUGAUCGAGCGAAUGGGCGAAAAAGGCGAAACGAACGGGGCACCCGCCACUGGAGCCCCCACCAGCCCCCCGCUGGAGCCGAACUCGUCCAGCGUCAAGCCGAAGUCGAAGAAAGAAAUUGGUGCGUCACUGUCCGAGGACGCUGCAGAAGUAUUGGACGGGCAGCUGAUUGAGGAAGGGAUGGACAACCAAAAGGCGAACGCCAAUGAAAUGAUCGACGGCUUGCAGAGUGAGAAGAGCAAGCGGCAGGCCUUUGAUUUGAGGGAGAUCAGUACGUCCACUUCGCCCCAGUUUGGAAACUUGGCGCACGCGGUAAGGAACAUCCGGAACAGGCGAGAGGUGAUGAAGCGAAUCGGGCAAAUCUACGGCCAACGCGGAAGUCGAGCGCCUCCUAGAAGUGAGGAACGGGGCUUUGAGGCGCCACGACUGAUCGACUUUUAGGGCCCAUUCUACUUGUAAUUUUUACUCUACAUUAGCUUAUAUGUACAGGCUUAAAUGCGGAAAUACAUCAAUCGGAGCGAACACAAAGUGGAUAAUCUCUUUC
Molecule: messenger RNA, 4252 nt
Organism: Dendroctonus ponderosae (mountain pine beetle)
Lineage: Eukaryota; Metazoa; Arthropoda; Insecta; Coleoptera; Curculionidae
Source: RefSeq, a predicted model, not a curated record